Molecule: messenger RNA, 1289 nt
Organism: Ananas comosus (pineapple)
Lineage: Eukaryota; Viridiplantae; Streptophyta; Magnoliopsida; Poales; Bromeliaceae
Product: transmembrane protein 56-like
Exons: 9
Coding region: 195-1022 (275 amino acids)
Biological process (GO): lipid homeostasis
Cellular component (GO): membrane; endoplasmic reticulum
Source: RefSeq, a predicted model, not a curated record
UUUGGGCGUGGCAUUUCCCUCGUGACUCCUCUUCUUCUUUUUUUUCCCUCUUUUCUUCUUUUUUUCCCCCCUUUUUUUGGCUUUUUUAAGAAAAUUUGUUGUGAUCCGUUGAUGUGAGCAUGGCCACGGAGUUCGCUCCCACUAUUCGGUAGCUUCUUCUCCAAAUCCCGUUCCCACACUCUAAGCGAUAUUCUAUGAUGCAGGGUUUUAAGUCUUCGGUCAUGACAAUUAAGUCAUAUAAAUACCAAGCAGAGGCACUGGUCCGGGACUACUUACUAGCAGAUCCAUUUGUUCCAUACACCUCUGUAAUGAGUGGCAUUUUCAUGUGCAAGGUGGUGUACGAUUUGACAAAAUUAGUCAGCUCAUUUUACUUCAAGGGCUAUGAUUCCCUUAUGAAGAUCCAACGAAUGGAGUGGAACAAUAGGGGCAUGUCCAGCGCUCAUGCCAUUUUUAUCACCAUUAUGUCAUUUUACCUACUCUUCUUCUCAGAUCUGUUCUCUGAUCGCCUCGAAGGACCAGUUACAUUUCGAAGUUCGAAUAUCUCCACUUUCUCGUUAGGGGUUUCAGUUGGGUACUUCAUCACUGACCUUGCAAUGAUAUUCUGGCUCUUCCCUUCGCUCGGCGGAAUGGAAUAUGUUGUCCACCAUAUGCUUUCCACAAUUGCAAUAGUUUAUGCUAUGUUGUCGGGGGAAGGACAGUUGUACACUUAUAUGGUUCUUAUCACGGAGACAACCACUCCAGAAAUAAACUUGAGAUGGUUUCUUGACACGGCAGGAAUGAAAAGAUCCGUCGCCUAUCUAGUUAACGGCAUAGUGAUGUUUAUCACAUGGCUGGUGGCGAGAAUACUGCUUUUCGUCUACUUGUUUCAUCACAUCUAUUUGCACUAUGAUCAGGUUCUUCAGAUGCAUAUCUUUGGUUAUGUGCUGACAUUUCUGGUGCCAUUUGUGCUGUUUGUCAUGAACACGUUCUGGUUCGGAAAGAUCUUAAAAGGACUUAAGAAAACAUUGUCCAAGCGUCGUUGAGGAUCUGAGUUUGUCCCAAUCUAUGAUCAUUCCUACGCGGUUUUACUUUUUCUUUUUUUUUCUUGUUCCUGUGUAAAGUCGAUGGAUAUAUAAGGUGGGGGAAACAAAAAGAGAGGUAAAUAGAAGAGGGUUUAGCGUAGUGUGGCUUUGUGCUGCUCUUUGUGGCUUAAUUGCUGUAUAUGGAUACGAAUUGCGUUUUCUUUCGAGUAAAAUUCCUGUCGUAGUUGUUGUAUUUUUUUUUUGAGAAAACUUCAAAUACCAUCCUGU